CCGGCUGUGCGCGCCUAUUGGCCUCCUCCGUCCUCCCUCCCCCCCCCAUCGCGGAAGGAGCCCCGCGCCAACCAGGCAGGCACCCAAUCAACGGACGGCCCGCCGGCAGCCGUCGGAGCGUGAGGGAGCCGGGAGAAUAGUAACGCCGCACGCGAGCACGCACGAGGAGGAGGAGGAGGAGGAGGACCCAACGACAAAUCAGACGAGGAGGAGGAGCGUGGAGGCGUGGACAGCCUGCGCUGCGCUGCGCCGGCCGGCCGGCCCCCCACCAAGGAGCCCUUGUCCCGGUUCCCUCCUCCCCGAUUCAAAUUUCCUGGCUUCGAUUCGAAGCGGGGCGGCAGAGGAGGCAGGGAUUGGGCUCGGGGGACGCCAUUUGGCGGCAUCCACCACCAGGCCACCACACAGCACAGCUAGGAAGCCAUGGCGAUGGAGGAGGCGGUGUCCGACAACACCAAGGGCCUGGCGCUCGCCGUCGCCUCCAGCGUCUUCAUCGGCGCCAGCUUCAUCCUCAAGAAGAUCGGCCUCCUGCGCGCUGCCAAGUGCGGCGCCCGCGCAGGUGGUGGAGGAUACACUUACCUCUCCGAGCCACUGUGGUGGGCCGGAAUGACCACAAUGCUGCUUGGGGAGGUCGCAAACUUCAUUGCUUACAUAUUUGCACCAGCUGUACUCGUGACUCCACUUGGAGCGUUAAGCAUAAUUGUGAGUUCAGUGUUGGCGCACUUUGUGCUCAAGGAGCGGCUUGAGAAGCUCGGAGUACUUGGAUGUGUAUCGUGCAUAGUAGGCUCAGUUGUUGUUGUUGUGCAUGCUCCCGAAGAGCAUAUGCCUAACUCUGUCAAAGAAAUCUGGAACCUAGCUACCCAACCAGGAUUUCUAGCAUAUGCACUGACAACAUUGUUACUCGUGGGAACACUUGUACUCUUCUUUGAACCUCGAUACGGCCAGACUAACAUCCUGAUAUAUCUGGGUAUCUGCUCUUCAAUGGGAUCACUAACGGUCGUUAGCAUCAAAGCCAUUGGUGUUGCCAUAAAGCUUACGUUGGAUGGAGUGAAUCAGGCUACUUAUCCAUACACAUGGCUUUUUCUUAUGGUUGCAAUUGUCUGUGGGGUUUCUCAAAUAAAUUAUCUCAACAAGGCAUUGGAUACCUUUAAUCUGGCUAUUGUUUCUCCUAUUUAUUAUGUAAUGUUUACUACCCUUACAAUAGUGGCGAGUGGAAUUAUGUUUAAGGACUGGGCUGGUCAAAGUUUCAGUAGUAUUGCUUCUGAAUUAUGUGGCCUCAUAACCAUCCUUUCUGGGACGAUUUUGUUGCACACAGCAGAGGAGGGAGCCAACAAUUCUGCAGCUUUGUUGCCUUGGCCUUUGGACAAAGGGUCUAUAUCAUGGUGUAUCAGCUUAAGCAGCGACAAUCUGCUAAAGAAUGUUGAAGAGGACUACUUCGCAGCUCUGCAAAGUUCACCAGCCCCAGUAUGAUGAUACAUUUUCGUACGCUUCUGCUAUUGAAGAAACUGAUAAACAUAAAAAACCGAACAUGCGAGGUGUAAAUCUAUGUGAGGUGUAAAUCUUAAUAGUGCCAGCAAUCUGGCAGUUUUGGGUGAGGAGAUUUCAUCAGCCAUUUUUCGGGUUGUACAUAGGAGCCUGUAAAUUUGUGAUUGUUUUUGUACUGGGAUAGGAUAGAACUUUUACCAUUGUUUAAAGCAAGCAGAAUUAUUGCCUGCAUGUUGUCGUUUGUGUAAAUGUUUCUCCUUUAACUAAAGCUAAGAAGUUUAGAUUGACUCA
This is a messenger RNA of Sorghum bicolor (sorghum), 1773 nucleotides long. Its product is annotated as probable magnesium transporter NIPA6. The coding region runs from base 421 to 1467 and encodes 348 amino acids. Gene Ontology annotation, cellular component: membrane. Gene Ontology annotation, biological process: magnesium ion transport. NCBI's taxonomy places the organism in Eukaryota, Viridiplantae, Streptophyta, Magnoliopsida, Poales, Poaceae. The transcript has 9 exons. Gene Ontology annotation, molecular function: magnesium ion transmembrane transporter activity. The record is from RefSeq and is a predicted model, not a curated record.